This is a messenger RNA of Penicillium longicatenatum, 1305 nucleotides long. RefSeq names its product glutathione S-transferase family protein. The coding region runs from base 1 to 1305 and encodes 434 amino acids. NCBI's taxonomy places the organism in Eukaryota, Fungi, Ascomycota, Eurotiomycetes, Eurotiales, Aspergillaceae. The record is from RefSeq and is a predicted model, not a curated record. The transcript has 3 exons. Gene Ontology annotation, biological process: mitochondrion organization. Gene Ontology annotation, cellular component: SAM complex.
AUGAAGCUGCAACUGCAUGUGUGGGGCCCUGCCUUUGACUUGCCCUCAAUCGAGGCGCAAUGCUUGGCUGCUAUCGCAUAUUGCUCUCUAACUCUCCCCAAGGACUCGUGGGAGCUCGUCGCAAGCAGCGAUCCCUCCGUCUCCCCUACGGGUGAGCUGCCCGCUCUUCAGAAUGGAUCAGUCUGGGUGAGCCGGUUCCGCAACAUCGUCGACUACCUGAGGAAGUACUCGAACGGGGAAUGGGAUCUGGAUCAGGACUUGAACGAGUCAGAUCAGGCCGAUAACACAGCAUUCUCCUCUUUCAUCGAAUCCCGCGGCCAAGCUCUUAUCGAUCUCUCCCUGUACGUGAGCAGUCAAAAUUACAACGGCAACACAUCGCCUGCCUAUGGUGCCCUCCUCCAAUGGCCAAACCAAUGGAUCCUCCCACCGAAACUGCACAGCGCCGCCAAGGCCCGCACCGAGCACCUGGGUCUUUCGUCCUUGGACCUGCAGGCCAUGGAGGAAGAACGGCAACGAAAGCAGUCGGCUGCAGUAGCCACCGGACAAAUCCCGAAAAACUUCAUCCAGUCGCCACGUGAAACCGUGUCGGGUCUUCUAGGCCGAACAGCCCAGCAGAACCACUUCCGUAUCGAUGCCCUGACAGGAGAGUUCUUCGAGCCGUUAGAAGCUAUGCUGGGCCAGAAGUCCUACUUGCUCGCAGCCAAUGAAACCGACUCGCCAGCUAGUCUGGACUGCAUUGCGCUCGGCUAUCUUUCCCUAUCGCACAUCCCCAAUCUCAGCCAGCCCUGGCUCCAUGAGUCUAUGCGCGCCAAGGCCCCGCUGCUGUCGGCGUACACGGAGCGUAUGCGCCUUCGCUGUUUCGGUCAAGCCCCAGCUGAAGUGGCGCAUGCGUUCGCGCCACUGUCGGCUCCUCCUUCUUCGUUGCCCUGGCGUGCACCGGGCCGUCUUUCCGUCGCUGCUGUCGGUAGUACGCUCCUCGCUACGUUGGCGGAUUCCACACCUUUCUUACGGGAUAUCCGUAUGAAUAACCGUCUGAAGCAAGAAGCCGAGUCAGAAGACUCGGAGCUGAAUCCGAUCGAACGCAAUGCUUUGUCUAUGUUUGCUGAUGCUAGUAAGAAGGAUAUGUACGUGUCUAUCGCGGCUGUUGUGGCUGGUACCGCCGCUCUGGUGGGCUACAUGUUUCAUGCUGGGUUGAUUUCAGUCACCACACAGAGCGAGGAAGAAGAAGAGGAUGAUUUCGAAAUGUACAAUCCAGGACAGGCGGGUGACUUCCUAGGUAGUUUGGGCGAUACAGGUAUCUUUUGA